Molecule: messenger RNA, 673 nt
Organism: Erpetoichthys calabaricus (reedfish)
Lineage: Eukaryota; Metazoa; Chordata; Cladistia; Polypteriformes; Polypteridae
Product: keratin-associated protein 5-10
Exons: 6
Coding region: 211-606 (131 amino acids)
Source: RefSeq, a predicted model, not a curated record
GCCCGCCUAAAGGUCCCCAUAACAACGCUUCUGGCAACGCGGGGCUUACUUCCGGCAGCAAGGCGGUUAGAAGCAAAACGCAAACAAAAUCCGUUACUGACGCUAAGCACACAGGAUACCAGAGAUGAGCGGCUACAUCCAAAGACUGAAUGGUUGCAGAUAAUCCACUUCACCCCGGCGUGACUGGGACUCAGCUCUGCUGGCAUUGUGAUGGCAUCUGUCACGCCCUCGCUGUCAGCCCUGCAGAUUGUCUCCGUUUCAGGCCUUUCACUACCCCUUCCCGCCAUUGUGUUAAUUGCCGUGGCUGCCUAUCUGCUCCUUGUUUUGCUGAUCCUUUGGCUGCGCCAGUGCAUCCAGUCUCGAGGCCUGUGUCCCGCCAGCUGCGACUGUGAGAAGGCCUGCCGCUGUGGACUGUGCGACUGCUGCCUGGCUUGUGCUGAGCUCUGCGACUGUAAGAUGCCUUCCCUGAGGUCCUGCCUCAAUGGCCUUUGCCCCAGAUCUCCGGACUGCACCGACUGUUGCCCAGUUUGUGACUGUGCCUGCACCUUUCAGCCACCUGAUUGUGAGAGCUGCAACUGUCUGUGCUUUGAAAUCAAGAUGAGAUGAGCAGCGACACCCACACAUCCUGUAAAUACUGAUUUCCUUUUUAUAAGAAAAUUACUUUUUUAUAAAA